Sus scrofa (pig) is the source of this 5538-nucleotide messenger RNA. RefSeq names its product olfactory receptor 2S2-like. Lineage: Eukaryota; Metazoa; Chordata; Mammalia; Artiodactyla; Suidae. The record is from RefSeq and is a predicted model, not a curated record. Gene Ontology annotation, biological process: G protein-coupled receptor signaling pathway. Gene Ontology annotation, molecular function: olfactory receptor activity; G protein-coupled receptor activity. Gene Ontology annotation, cellular component: membrane.
CACUUGCAGCAUAUGAAAGUUCCCAAGCUAGGGAUAGAAUUGGAGCUGCAGCUGCCAGCCACAGUCCCAGCCACAGCCAGAGCCACACCAGAUCUGAGCCACAUCUGGGACCUACACCACAGCUCAUGGCAAUACUGGAUCCUUAACCCACUGAAAGAGGCCAGGGAUCAAGCCCACAACCUUGGGGAUACUAGCCAGGUUUGUUAUGGAGCCAAAGUGGGAACUCCAACAGGGCUUUUUGUAGCAACACACCCGACAAAGACCAAGCUCUUAUAACUGAACCUGAAACUAAGCUGUGGGCUUAAUCCAGCCAUAGGAAGUAAUAUCCUAGAAAAGAUGCUUCCUUUUAACUUCUUUCCAGACCUCGAGUCUUAUUUGGUCUUUACAUCCCAGACUCAAAGGGACUCUCAGAAGUUUCUAAAGCCCAGAGAGAGGAAGGGACGUGUCCAAGGUCACCAAGAGAGCAACAAAUGAGUAUCGAUUCUGCUAGACAGAAGCUGCGUCUGCCUCUGCUAGAUUCCCAGCACCCAGCACACAGUACGUGCUCAGUAACAAUCUGCUGAGUGACCGAGUGGCUGACCCAUCACACUCGGCAAUUCUUUUUGUUUAACCAAACUUCAGCAAGAGAAUAGCUACCUUCAAAUGUUUAUGCGGAUAAGAUUUAGGGUUGGUUGCUGACCCAGGUUAAUCACCUACUCCUGUAUGUUCCAGACACUCUCUUAAUAAUCACCCUGUUUCAGGCUGGAGGAGGGAAAACCAGCACAGGCCCUGGGGAGGGAGGGGUCGUGAAGAUGCUGGAGCUCUGGUCCAGGAGGUGGCGAGCACAGAGCCAGCAGGUAGCUGUGACUGAGGACACAGUCUUUGAUCUGGAGCCUUGGUGCCGAGUGGCUCACCAGCACUUUUCUGUGUGUUUCUCAUCUGAGCCACACAGCAUCCCCUUUUUUCAGAAGAAAAUGGAAUCUCGGAGCCGGGUGAUUUGGUAUCACACAGCUAGUUAGUGCAGAAGCUGGGGUGCAAGGCUGGGUUGUUUGAAUCGGGCAUUGAAUAUCUGGAGCCACUGCCCUUGGCAGCACCUGAAGGAAUGAGACAGAGUCCUGCAGUAGAUGAGACAGGUGCACAGCACAAGAAGAGGGAGGAUAGCCAAGGGCUGUGGGGGCACAAGGAGGGAGCAGGUAACUCUGCAGGGGCAGGAGGGAGAAGCAGGAGGAGAGAUGGAGCUGGGCUCUGAAGAGGAAGCAGAGAUGCCCCCACCCCGGGGGAAGAGAGGGAGGACUUGUCUACAAGAGGGAACUUCUUAGGCAAAGACGUAGCUGGGACAAGACAUGGUUUAUUCAGGAGAGGGUGAACCCAUCAGCCCCUACAAAUGAUAGAUGCAAUUAAGUAGGAGGAAUGAAGAGGAAAGAUCCACCGGUCCUGAAGGAUGGAUAGGACUCCAAUGUUGUCACAGGACACUGGACUCACAGUCAAUCCAGGAGUGAAGGGACCGAGGAAGGGGGUAAUUCUAUCUUCUAAAAGGUUAAAGUUCACCCUCAGCUCCUAUUUCUCCCUCAGACCAGGGAUCACCUGGACCAGAAAACAGCUUUCCCACCUAACACUUGACCCCUGCCUCCCACCUGACACAGGCAUUUCCCAAGGAGGCUGAGACCAGCUCAAAGAGCAAUGAAAGUAACUUGGGUGAAGACAGCAGCCCCUUCCCACCCUGUCUUUAUAAAGCUAGUCAGUGACCAGAAGUACCUCAGCCAGAUUAGAACCUAGCUUUCUCUCCUUGUGUGAUGUUAUUGCCAACAUCGUGUGUCCUCGAGAGCAGUAUGGAAGCCAAGAAGUGAGUCACUUGGCUUUCACGACUAGGGUUAAAUGCUAUGAUCAGUGGCUCUAUUGGGAUAUGUAUGUUUUUGUACGUUCUUUUAAAAACCAAUGGACGGUCUGUGAUUCCCUAAGGAGAGAUAACCAGGAAUCAGACGUACACAUCCAAUGGAGUGGAAAUGGUCAACACGUACACCCAAAGAAACAUGAGGUGAGCAUCAUUCAUCAGCCAUCCACCUUCCAGAGCUCAUCUCACCUAAUUCAAGGAAAGGGGGCAGCAUGAGUGACAGGCAUGGCAUCUUUUUGUCCACUUACAUGUAUUACUGCUGUAGCCCCAGCACCUAAACAACACCUAGAACAGAGUAGGCAGUCAAGGAACAUUCAGUGAGUGAAUGAAUCUGAAAUACUAUGGGUAUAAGUCAGCCAUGUGAAGUCAUAACCUAGAGAAGAUGCUUCCUCUUAACAGCCAAGAAUGCUUUAGAUUCUAAAAGAGCAUGUAAACCAUGAAUCCUACACUAGUAUCUCCCCUGAGCCCACUGUGAGGAGAAGAGAGAAGAGCCUUGGGGAUUAGAAUGGGCCCCACUUCCCCCAAGUGACAACAAAACUGCAGAGCUGAGAGGGCAUCUUGCAGCCUUGAAGUCCACUCGCUUGUUACACUGAUGCUGAGACUAAAUUCCAGACGCAGGGCUGGCCUGCCCCAGGUCACACAUCUAGGUUGCUUGGCUCCCAGACUAGCCAGUGCCCUUUCCAACACCCCUGUGGUCCAGCUGGGAGAGGAGGGAGAAUGAGAUGGGUCAGGCAAACCAGACGGCGGUGGCGGAGUACGUCCUGCUGGGGCUACACGAGCACCACAACCUAGAGCUGGUCCUGUUUGUGCUCUGCCUGGGCAUCUACUCCAUCAAUGUGCUGGGGAACACCCUCCUCUUUGGGCUGAACCUGCUGGACCCCCGCCUGCACAGCCCCAUGUACUUCUUUCUCAGCAACCUCUCCCUCAUGGACCUCUGUGGCACAUCCUCCUUCGUGCCCCUCAUGCUGGUCAACUUCCUGAAAACCCAAAGCACCAUCUCCUUCCCUGGCUGCGCUUUGCAGAUGUACCUGACCCUGGCACUGGGCUCCACGGAGUGCCUGCUCCUGGCCGUGAUGGCGUGUGACCGAUAUGUGGCCAUCUGCCAGCCGCUUCGGUACUCAGCGCUCAUGAGCAGGCAGACGUGUGCGUGGAUGGCGGCGCUGAGCUGGGGGACCGGCUUUGCCAACUCUCUGCUGCAUUCCAUUGUCACCUGGAGCCUCCCCUUCUGUGGCCACAAUGUCAUCAACCACUUCUUUUGUGAGAUCUUGGCAGUGCUGAAACUAGCCUGUGAGGACAUCUCUCUCAAUGCACUGCUAACACUGACCACCACUGUCCUGACCCUGGCCCCGCUGCUGCUCAUCUGCCUGUCCUACGUUUUCAUCCUUGCUGCCAUCCUUCAGGUGCCCUCUGCUGCCGGCCGGCGCAAAGCCUUCUCCACCUGCUCUGCCCACCUCACGGUGGUGGUGGUUUUCUAUGGGACUAUCUGUUUCAUGUAUUUCAAGUCCAGGUCCAAGGAUCCCACCAUGGAUAAGAUUCUCGCACUGUUCUAUGGACUCGUGACACCCUCACUGAACCCCAUCAUCUACAGCCUGAGGAAUGCAGAGGUGAAGGCUGCCACCAUAGCUCUUUUGAGGGGAGAUCUGCUCUCCAGGAAAAUGUCCCACUUUUCCUGCCGCUCUCUAACUCUGUUGGGCAGGACAGGCUAGGUUAUCCCGCGGUCGUGACUACAGAAUUUCAGGGGUUUAAAACCACAAAGGUUUUUUUCUUGCCCAUGCUGCGAGUCCAUUGCAGGUUGGCUGGGGGAUCUGCUCUGCAUUGGCCACACCAUUCUAUAGUCAGCUCAGGGGCUCCUAAAAUUUUCUAGAGACUUCACUGGCUGCUGCCAGGUUAAUCAUGGCAGGAAAGCGCUGGUUGGCUCCCAUGUGGUGGUUUUGGUUUGGGUCAAGCUAACCAGGUCAGAACCACGCCUCCCGGAAUUUUCUUCCUUUCUGGAUUAGAUUUGACCAGGAGGGAAAUCUGCAUGAGAUCAGAAGGCAGGGGCAAAGCUGCAUCGCUAAGCGGGAGGAGAACAGGGCCUUACCUGCUGUUAGCGCAGCGGCCAACUCCAGCUGCUCUGCGUCCUGUGUCAGGUGCAGCUCCAGCUCCAAGGCAGAGUGCCAGCUCCUCCUGCAGGCCACCAGUGUCACUGAAGCUGAAGGCAGUGAGGGCCAGACAUAGGUUCCAGUUUGUCUUCUGGGUGCUGGUCUGUCCCUACCUCCCCCUACACGCCAGCCAACUCAACCAUUGGUUCAACACCAAGUGCAGAGGCACAGCUUUGCCCAGGAGAACCAACUGUUCCCACAAUCUAUAGCUUUAUUCUCUAUUCAAACCCCUUAAGCCACUCACAGUGGUCCUGCUACUUUGGUCAAACUCUGGCUGACUCAUCACAAGUUCAAUCAAGAACUUGUGACGUUUCCCUAUUACCACAGCAUGAGGCCCAAAUUCUUCAGCUGAGUCCUCAGCGGCUUCUUCGGCUGGACGGUCCACUAACCCCUUCACACAGCCAUCCCCUCCUCACUACAGUAUCUGCCCGAACCUCCGUGUCCUGCUCGUGGUGGCCUCUGUGAGACCUGGAACUAUUUUCAGAGCCAGCUAGACACCGAAUCUCCCACAUAUCCUUUCCUUGUGCAUUUUUUUUUUUUUUUUUUUUUGUCUUUUUGCCUUUUCUUGAGCCACUCCCGCAGCAUAUGGAGGUUCCCAGGCUAGGGGUUUAAUCGGAGCUGUAGCCACUGGCCUACACCAGAGCCACAGCAACGUGGGAUUCGAGCCACGUCUGCGACUUAUACCACAGCUCACAGCAAUGCCAGAUCCUUAACCCACUGAGCAAGGCCAGGGAUCAAACCCGCAACCUCAUGGUUCCUAGUCGGAUUCGUUAACCACUGUGCCACAACAGGAACUCCAUUUCCUGGUGCACUUUGAAGGGGAUCUCCUUCCUUUAUGCCCCAUAGCCCUUUGUUGGACCCUUUCCUCACAUCUAUGCCAUUCUGCUUGGCAUUCAUAAUAUUUCCCCACAGUGUACGCUCCUGGAGGGCAGGAUUCAACCAGGUCCAGCUCAUCUCUGCAGCUCCCAGAGGUUUCCCUAGCGAGGGUUACUGAACUGAACUGUCACUCAGGAGCCCGCACAAUGUCACAUCUGGGGAGCCUGUGCUGUGGAGCCUGCUCUAGGCAGUUGCAAGCAGUCAGGGGUCUUUGUCCGAUUGUGUGGACAGACACAUGCAAGGAGCAGCAGUACCUGAUGGCCAUGGUCCUGUAUUCCAGGAAGUCCUGAAACAAGUCAGGAAAUGACAAAGGACCCCCAUUUGGGGAGCCAGGGUCCCAGACCUGGUUCAGCUGCUCUGCCCAGCACAGCCUUCUUGCUGGCCCUCUCCCUCCAGGAAUCCCCGUUGCUGUAAGCUCGGAUCCUGCAUUGCUGUGUCUGUGGCAUAGGCCGGCAGCUACAGCUCCAAUUGGACCCCUAGCCUGGGAACCUCCAUAUGCUGCAGGUGUGGCCCUAGAAAAGACAAAAAGACACACACACAAAAAAAACAAUCUGAAAAAAUAAAACAACACACCAAUUUGAUCAUGCCCUUCACCUUGUUGGUCAAGUGAAAACGCAGAGCAGGACCUCAGGGUAAAAAUGGCCUUGACGU